Molecule: messenger RNA, 504 nt
Organism: Scedosporium apiospermum
Lineage: Eukaryota; Fungi; Ascomycota; Sordariomycetes; Microascales; Microascaceae
Exons: 4
Coding region: 1-504 (167 amino acids)
Biological process (GO): proton transmembrane transport
Cellular component (GO): proton-transporting V-type ATPase, V0 domain
Molecular function (GO): proton-transporting ATPase activity, rotational mechanism
Source: RefSeq, a predicted model, not a curated record
AUGGACUACUAUAAUCAAGACCGAUGUCCGGUCUACGCCUCCUUCUUCGGAGCCAUAGGAUGCACCUUCGCCAUAACCUUAACCGUCCUAGGCGCCUCCUACGGCACCGCCAAAUCCGCCCCGGCCAUCUUCUCCUCGGGAAUCAUCCGCCCGGACCGCCUCAUGCAGAACACCCUCUGCGCCGUCAUGGCCCAGAUCCUCGCCAUCUACGGCGUUGUCGCCGCCGUCAUCAUCUCGGGAGACCUAGCUGAGCGCAUGGCGCUGCACACGGCUUUUUUGCAGCUGGGCGCUGGGUUGUCGGUGGGGCUGUGCGGGUUGGCGGCUGGGUUUGCGAUUGGGAUCGUGGGGGAUGCUGGAGUCCGAGCAAGCACGCAGCAGCCGCGCCUCUACUUCGGAAUGGUUCUCAUCCUCAUCUUCGCCGAGGUCCUCGCCCUCUACGGAGUCAUCGUCUCGAUCCUCAUGCUCACGCGUUCGACUCUCGGCGUCACCCAGUGUCGGUACUAG